UUUUUGGUGUCAGAAGAUAAAACGAUUUUUUUCCCGUGUACGUAUGACUAAUAAUGACGCAGUUAUCUGUUUUUAUUGCAUAGCUUACUUUUCCCGUUUAUUAAAAUAACUCACUUAACUUUUCAAAAAUACGCAAAGUAGUAACAUUCACACGACAAGCCCAUCCCAAGUAACAUAAAUGUCUUCCAAGAUUUCAACAAUGGCCCUAAUUGGAUUUCUUGUACUAGUCAUAGCCACUUUUGGAAGCGUGUCAGGUCUAGAACCCUCAUUACUUGAUGUCACUGCAAUCGUCUGCCCAGCAGAAAAGCCAUACAUCUGUUUGCCGUACGGUGUCUGCUGCGGGGGAGAUCAGUUCUGCUUCCAGGGCUCCUGCGAAUCUUGUUUCCCAGCAGACGUCUCGGAGGAGAGCCUCUUAUUAAAGUGGUGUCAGGAGAAAGGUCUGCAAGACGUCUCCGUCAUGAGGCAUCGCUCUUGUGCACUGGCUUGCUACGCUCGUUUCAAUUCUUCCGUUCUUCAAACACAUAAAGAUAAAGAAGAAGAGACAUACUUCACCGAUAGGACUAUAAUUAUAGCAGCCACAGCCAGCGUGAUAUUCAUUCAAUUUGUUGUGAUUGUGAUAUUGAUCAAGUGUUUGGUGAGUCCACGAAGACGAGUUGAAGAGAACAGAGCUAGAGAGGAGUCCACAAAAACAGUUGAAGCAUCGAAUCAAAUCAAUGAGAUGAUGGAACAGCCAACAGAUGUAGAUACGCCCAUGGAUCGCAUGAGAGCUAUAAUACAACUAUCCCAUCCAGAAAGCAUUGAAGAGACAAUACCACUAACCGACAUCACAAUAAACCCUUAACUAAAGCCAGCAAUUUCAUCGUGCUGCCAAGAGGCUGUGUAUUUCUUAUAUCGUUGGAGACUCUUGCUGAUGUUGCACCCUCUCGUUCUGCGACACACACACACACACACACACACAACGCUGCGACACACACAUUGAGGAUGCAUUGUCUCUCUCUUGUUGAAGCAUCGCAAGUUCAGAAUGCAGAGGCGUGGAAACUGCCUGGAAGUGCCUGGACGCUCAUAGAGUUUAACCUCUUUUUUGAUUGGUUGUGAUGUUAGUAUUAUGAUGUUGUAAUGGCUCUAAGUAGGUCAAUAACCUAAUGCCACACAUUCAGCAUUUAAUUUCAUUUUAAUGAGAACUCAUUCCCCACUAUGAUGUAAUGUUUCAUUGUUUCACAUUGAUGUUAUUUUAAAAUCAAUUAUCAAUUGAUGUUAUCAUAUUAUUAAAUUAUGCAAAUAUUUGAAUCUCGAUUAAUUGUUAGAAAAAUUGCUCUGAAUUCUUUUUUUUUUUUAAAUUACCCAAAUUACACAAUUUAGAUUUAUAUACUGGCAAUUUACGUGUAACAUUUUUACUAAUUAGGCAAAAAAAAUAUCUAGGCCUGUAAGAGUACAGUACACUCCCAACAAGCUAUUUCAAUAGAUUGGAUAAUUACAAUAAUAUACAAUUACUUCCAUCUAAUAAGCGCUAUGAGCACAUGUAUAAGAGUGAAACUGUUCUGGGUUUAAAAAAAACAAAAACCGUGAAGUUAAUGAAUAAAUAUUUCAAAGUUAGCAGGACAACAAAAGUUACAAUAAGACAGCUCUAGUUUGUGUUUUACUAAGGACAGCAAUCACUUUAAGAGACGAAAGUAUCGACGCUAUUAACGAUUCUUUGCAUAUAGUACUUGAGUCGCGGUUGAAGAAUCUGAGUUUGUGUGUAAGUUUGCAUGUAUGCAUACAAACAUGCAUAUAUAACGUUAUAUAUAUGUAUAAGUAUGUGUUUGCUAGAGAGAGAGAAAGAAGUAUGUCCGUUAGCAGUGUCAAGAUCCUGUAUCGAAUUAGUAAACAAUGCAUACCAUGUUUCCCCUCCGCAUCUGUGUUUACUGUGUAGAUAGAGCGAGCGGUGUGAUUAUAAAUACUGUGAUGUUAUUGGUAUCAAUGCCUAGAAAUGUUUUAACGGAUGGCAAGAAACUUCUCUUUAGAUAAAAUUUUUCAAUGUGAUAUUAUUUAUUUAGAAUUAAUUUUUUAAAUAUAUAUGCAUAUGUUACUUUUACAUAUAUAUU
Biomphalaria glabrata is the source of this 2084-nucleotide messenger RNA. RefSeq lists its product as uncharacterized. The transcript is spliced from 5 exons. Lineage: Eukaryota; Metazoa; Mollusca; Gastropoda; Planorbidae. The record is from RefSeq and is a predicted model, not a curated record. The coding region runs from base 179 to 841 and encodes 220 amino acids.